Molecule: messenger RNA, 3436 nt
Organism: Vicia villosa (hairy vetch)
Lineage: Eukaryota; Viridiplantae; Streptophyta; Magnoliopsida; Fabales; Fabaceae
Product: receptor-like protein 9DC3
Exons: 1
Coding region: 58-3225 (1055 amino acids)
Molecular function (GO): protein binding
Source: RefSeq, a predicted model, not a curated record
GUUUCCUUUCUUUCAAAUAAACCACUAAAGUUUCCACAAAGCUGAAUUAAUUAUCCAAUGGGGUGGUUGUUUUUGUGUUUAUAUCUUUUUCUCUUCCAUUUUCCUUCCUUCUCUUCUUUCAAUUUCUUAUGUCAUCAUGAUGAGAAUUCCGCCUUGCUUCAAUUCAAGUCCUCCUUUACAAUACCAACUUUCCCUUAUUGUGAUGAAUCUAAUCUCAUGAAAACAACAACAUGGAAAAAUGGAAGUGAUUGUUGCUCAUGGCAUGGUGUCACUUGUGACACUAUCUCUGGUCAUGUGAUUGGCCUUAACCUUGCCUGUGAAGGCCUUACAGGUAUAUUACAUCCCAACAGUACCCUUUUCCAUCUUCCUCAUCUCCAAACACUCGACCUCUCUUACAAUGAUUUCUUCCCCUCCCAUUUUCAUUCUAAGUUUGGGGACUUUAAGAGUCUUACACAUCUUGACUUGUCUUCUUCUUCUUCCUUUCAAGGAGAUGUUCCUCCUCAAAUCUCGCACCUUUCUAAAUUAACAUCACUUCAUCUCUCUGGGAACUAUAAGUUAGUUUGGAACGAGAGCACUUUGAAGAGACUUAUGCAAAAUGCAACAAAUUUAAGGGAGGUGUUUUUAGAUGCCACAGAUAUGUCUUCAAUAAAAAUAAACUCCCUCGAUUUGCUCUUCAACCUUUCUUCCUUUUUGGUUACUCUUAAUCUUGGAAACACGAGAUUAAGAGGGAACUUCAAACAAAGCAUUCUCUACUUACCCGGUAUUCAUGAACUAUAUAUGUCAGGUAAUGAAGACCUUGGAGGUCAGCUUCCAAAAUUGAGUUGCAGUAGUAACUUUUUUAGAAUUUUGGAUUUUUCAAGUAAUGGUUUUCAAGGACCCAUUCCACCAUCAUUUUCUAACCUCACAUAUCUUACUUCUCUACAUCUAACGGCAAACUCUCUUAAUGGCUCAAUUCCACCUUCACUUUUAACUCUUCCAUGCCUAACUUUUCUGGAUCUCUCCUCCAAUGGUUUUAGUGGCCAACUCCCAAAUGUAUUUCACCAAUUAAAUCAAUUUCAACAAAUAGAUUUGAGUUAUAACAAAAUUGGAGGUGAGCUUCCAAUAUCACUUUCAAACCUUCAUCGUCUCACUACCUUAAACCUUUCAUCCAAUUCAUUUAAGGGUCAGAUUCCAGAUGUGUUUGAUGGGAUGACCAAACUGCAGUAUAUCUCUCUAUAUUCAAACAAUUUAGAAGGAACAAUUCCUUCUUCAUUAUUUAACUUGAAUCAUCUUGUGACAUUAGAUUGCUCAAAUAAUAAAUUAGUGGGUCCCUUAAUCAACAAAAUUUCAAGGUUGCAAAAACUAACAGAUUUGGUUUUAGACAACAACUUGUUAAAUGGAACAAUUCCUUCCUCCCUGCUAUCUUUGCCUCGUUUGAAAAUUUUAUCUGUAACAAACAAUCGAUUUACAGGGAAUAUCAGUGCGAUCUCAUCGUAUUCGUUAGAAGAACUUUAUCUAUGCGGCAAUAAGCUACAUGGCAAUAUUCCAAAAUCAAUUUUCAACCUUUCAAACCUAUAUAUACUAUGUCUAUCAUCAAACAACUUGAGUGGUGUUGUUGAUUUUCAACACUUUUCCAAACUUCAAAAUUUGCAAUCUUUGUCUCUUUCACAUAAUAGCCAAUUAUCGCUGAACUCUGAAUCCAAUGUAAAUUACAAUUUUCCCAAACUAUUGGAAUUAGAAUUGUCUUCCUUCAGUUUGACAGAAAUUCCCAAGUUCCUAAAAAAUCUCUCAAAUUUGCAAUAUCUUGAUAUCUCCAAUAACAGAUUUACUGGAAGAGUGCCCAAUUGGUUACUUGCAACAAUGGAUAACCAAGGAUUUUUGAACCUCUCUCAAAACUUGUUCACAUCAAUAGAUCAAAUCUCAACAAGUAGUUAUUGGCUCGGUUCCCUUGAUCUUAGUUCUAACUUACUACAGGGUGAACUUUCGGUGUCAAUUUGCAACAUGAGUUUCCUACAAGUUCUCAAUCUUGCAAACAACAAAUUGACAGGUACUAUUCCACAAUGUCUUGUUAGUUCAAUGUCUCUUAAAGUUUUGGAUCUACAAAUGAACAAAUUUUAUGGCACUUUGCCAAAUAACUUUUCAAAGGACAAUCAACUUUCUACUCUGAAUCUCUUUGGCAAUCAAUUAGAAGACAGUUUGCCUGAAACUUUGUCCCAAUGCAAAAAUCUUGAUGUUUUAAAUCUUGGCAGCAACAGAAUAAAGGACAAAUUUCCUGACUGGCUUCAAACUCUGCAAAAUUUGAAAGUGUUGGUUUUGCGAGACAAUAAGUUGCACGGUUCCAUUGCUAAUCAAAAGAUCAAUUAUCCAUUUCCCAGUUUAAUUAUUUUUGAUAUCUCAGGAAAUAACUUUAGCGGUCCGCUACCAAAAACCUAUUUUAAAAAGUUUGAUGCCAUGAAAAAUGUUAUUCAAGAUCCAGAAGGUAGGUCAUAUAUGGAAAAGGAUAUUUCUUUUGCUGUAGUAAUUGAUUCAUUUAAACAAAGACUUGGUUUGUCAGCUGAUGAAAUUAAGAAUUACUACGAUUCAAUGGUUGUGACAAUGAAAGGAACCAAUAUGGCAAUGAAAAAAAUACCAAGAAUCUUGGUAAGUAUUGAUUUGUCUAGAAACAAGUUUGAAGGAGAGAUUUCGAAUAUUAUCGGUGAGCUUCAUGAACUCAUAGGACUUAACCUUUCCCAUAACAAACUCAUUGGUCAUAUUCCACAAUCCAUGGGAAAUUUGACAAACUUGGAAUGGUUGGAUCUCUCCUCAAAUAUGUUGAUUGGUAUGAUUCCUGCCGAUUUCACAAAUCUAGACAGCCUUGAAGUUUUGAAUCUUUCCAAUAACCAUCUAAUAGGAGAAAUACCUCAAGGAAAGCAGUUCAAUACAUUUUCAAAUGAUUCAUAUCAAGGAAACUUGAGGUUAUGCGGAUUUCCAUUGUCAAAGAAAUGUGGAUUUGAACAACAUUCUCCACCUUCACCCGAUAAGCUUUGGAGUGAAGAGAAAUUUGGAUUUGGAUGGAAGCCAGUGGCAAUUGGAUAUGGAUGUGGGUUUGUGUUCGGAAUAGGCCUUGGAUAUUGCAUGUUUUCAGUUGGAAAGCCUAGAUGGCUUGUGAUGGUAUUUGGUGGGAAACCUAAGAGAAGAGUGAGAAGAAGAACAAGAGUGAGGAGAACCAAUGGUUCAACCAUGAAUCAAAUGAUACAAAUGUCAUAAUUUUAUUGUGUUUAUUUUUUAUAUUGUGUUAGUUUUUAAUUCUAUUUAAAAUAAGCUUGAUCAUUCUUGUUUGAUCAGCAAGAUUAAUUUAGUUUGUAAGUUUUCCAUUGUUGUUAUUGUUGAGGUGUUUUGAGUGUGUUUCUUGCUAUUCUUAUUGUUAAGAAUUUUAUGUCUCUCAAAAUAUUGAUUGUAUUAUCAGUAAGCAACACUG